This is a messenger RNA of Paraglomus brasilianum, 351 nucleotides long. NCBI's taxonomy places the organism in Eukaryota, Fungi, Glomeromycota, Glomeromycetes, Paraglomerales, Paraglomeraceae. The record is from the annotation of a GenBank genome assembly.
AUGUCUUAUCCAUCUAAGCGUGUAAUCAUUCUCGAAUUCUCUCCUUACUGGAUGCAAUGGAGGUUUGAUCGGAAGGAAUUCAGUGAUGAAGGAGCGAGACUUGAUUUUGGCAAGGGACUUAUGAUAAUCCAACGUCCACGACACUCUACGUCUUUUCGUCCAAUUCGACUGGCUCCCCGUUUUCCUUGUAACCAACACAUAGCACGAGAUCCCAUCCAUGUCGGUGCUGAAGAUAACCCUAGCCUAAUGAACUUGAUCUUCAGGCUAGUGGAAACGAUAAAAGCGAUCGAUUUUGUCUCUGCUAUCUGUGAUGGAAAUGAAUACUAUAGACUUGCGUUGGACCGAGGGUAA